GACCUUGUCUUUUAGUUUUUGCCCAAAUACCUUCCAUUAUUUCAGAUCCUUCUUCUUGGUCUCUCCGUCGUUUCUAAUUUUCUUCCGACUUCGAGUCUUCCGGCUAUCGCUCCACCCUUCUCGCACUUCUGCAGUCUCCAAUGGCUGCCUCUCUCCAUGGAUCCGUUCUCCUUCGGAACACUAACCCUAAUCUCUAUGGCAUCCGAGUCGUUGCCGCCGCCGCCUCGCCUUCUUCCGCGAUAUCCUUUCCUUUGGCUCCCGCCCCUCGCGGGUUGGUUCCGGCCUGCGCCCUGCUGACCAGAAAAGGUCUGGGAUCUCUUCCGGUUCCGGCAAAAUGGAAGCCAAAAGGCUUUGUUGCUUUAGCGACUUCUCAUGAGGAAUCGAGAAAUUCAGAUAUUGAAGUGGAGAAGGAUAAUAAUGAUGCAGAUGUAAACGAUGGAGGAUCAAAAGAAGCAUGGAAGGAGUCACUUGAACGCUUCAAGGUUGAAGCCUUAAAGGUUAAAGCUGUAUCAGAAGAAGCAUAUGAGGUUUACUCAAAGAAAGCUAUAGAAAUGUUGAUGGACACAUCUGAGAAGCUCAAAAUUCAAGCUGAUAAAGCACAAAAAGAUCUAAGUGUAAUAGCUCAAGAAAUCUCGAAUGAAGGACAGGAGUAUCUAUCUGAAGCAGCAAAGAAUUAUCCUGAUUCAGUUAGGGAAAUAUUGGAAGUUUAUGCUUCAGUUGAGGAAUCGAGCAAUAUUUCCUCUGUCAGAGAUUUCUAUCUUGGAAUUCCUUAUGGUUGCUUUCUUGCUGUUGGUGGCUUUCUACAUUUCAUGCUUACUGGAAGCAUUCCUGCCAUCCGAUUUGGCAUCAUUCUUGGCACUGCAAACUUGGCUCUAAGUGUGUCAAGCUUGAGGGCAUGGAAGAAUGGAAAAGAAACCCCCCUUCUUUUGGUUGGGCAAACUGCAAUUUCAGCUAUUAUUUUCUUCAGGCAGUGGUUGUUGUGUUCUCAGAGGGGAUUGUUUCCGAACCUCUUGAUGCUUCUUAUCAGUGGUGCGAUGCUGGGUUUCUAUGUCUAUAGAAUUGCAAUUGACCAUUACAACAAGGGUGGAAAUGUGGAGCAGAGCUCAGAGAAUUAGUGGCAUGGAAGUCUGGAUGCAUUGAAUAAGCUGAGACAAUUCUGAAAGAGCGUAGCUGCUUUAUAAAAGCGUCUGAAAUUUUGCCAAGUUGAAGGAUCUGCUUUAUAAAAUCUUCUGAAAUUUUGCCAAGUUGAAGGAUUUGCUUUGUAAAAGCUUCUGAAAUUUUGGCUUGCAGAUGCUUAUAUUUCCUCUCUCUUUUACCAUGUAAGUUUUAAGCCUGUAACUUUCUCUAAGUACUGUUAAAAAUGUCACAAUUAUCUUAGUUCGGAGCAUUUGUUUCACAAAUACAUAUAAACGUAA
Molecule: messenger RNA, 1415 nt
Organism: Zingiber officinale
Lineage: Eukaryota; Viridiplantae; Streptophyta; Magnoliopsida; Zingiberales; Zingiberaceae
Product: protein FATTY ACID EXPORT 3, chloroplastic-like
Exons: 7
Coding region: 141-1115 (324 amino acids)
Cellular component (GO): membrane
Source: RefSeq, a predicted model, not a curated record